CUCACACCGACACCCAGCAGAAACAAGGCGAUGGCGGUCUAGAGAUUGGACUUUCACUGGAAUUGCGAUCAGCCCAAGACCAUCCGAUCUUCUUUUGCGGCGGCAUAGCAGCAUGGCCGGCUUUGUAUCUGGCACGUCUCCCUCCCCUGUUCAUCAUGGAAGGGCCAACCAUCGCAGCCAUCGUGAAUGGUGACCACUAUUCCUUCGCCAAUCGAGAACCACUUACACCUCCCAACUCUCAGAACACCCCAUCACCGAUAAGUUCCCCUACAUUUCGAAGGGAUGCCCAAGAUGGUCUUCCGCCGAGCCACGACAACGGUUCAUCCGAGCCGAAUAAUACACAACUUCAACCAGACGAGGGUCUAAGCAAUGGUCUCGAGACACAUGAUGGAGUUAAGAGCGUCACCAGACUUGUCGACGUGGAUCAUGUCCACGCGGCUACACCUACGAACAUGUUGCCAAAUGGCGAGCCAAAAGACCUGGCUUGUUCGCCUCCUUCAAUGACGGAGUCAGGCCAAUCGGGUCCGGGGCACGUCGCAGAACGUCCAAAUGGAGUGGAAGGCAAACAGAAUGGAGGAAUAGUGUAUAUGCCAUCGCCAGAUAUAUUGCACAGCCUGACGACUACAGUAGACUCUCUUCCUCUGAGUCCUGACGAUCCACAAACAACAGUACCAGUCUCCAAUAAUGACCUGAGCCCUCACACGGCCGUACCCAUCACCGCCAAAACUCCUGAGUCUCCUAAAUCUCCUAAUGAAGAUGUCUUCAUCUCCACUCCCCGGGCGGAACCAAGCACAUUUAGACAAUCUGAAACCUCAGAGACAAGACGAAGUCGCAACCUCACCAUCGAGACCGGCAACCAACUGUUGCAAUCUACAGGCAGUCCUUCACUCAGACCCAAUGUUCCACAAAGGGCUCUAUCCACCCCCGGCUCCCUGAAAAGUCCUCAGUCCCCUCAGAGACACGAUAGAAUCGGUCCACGACCAACGCUCAAGAUUCCUGAGACCGGUGCGAAGGUUGAUGGAACUGGAGGAAGAAGGCAUUCGUCUUCAGGGCGACCUCUCCCGUCCCCUAUGCCGGCGUCAAUUCCACUACCGCCCUUAUCGAUUCCGACCUAUCUUCAGCUCGAACUAUCGUCACAACGACCCUCCCAGCUAUACAUUCACAGGUCCGCCAACAGCGACUUUCCGUACGAGUCUUCACGAGUUAAGAUCGAGAGGUUGAUGAACUUCUUACUCCUGCCCAUGUAUCUCGAGAGCGUCCUCUGGUUCGGGACUCUUGCAUGUCUCGAUUCAUGGCUCUAUACAUUCACGAUCCUCCCACUCCGACUCCUCAAAUCAUUCUACAUCCUCGUCAAGUCUUGGUGCAUUAACUUCAUGAGCGAAGUGCAAUUCGUCUCCAACUUUGUGUACAACGGGACCGGGAGAAUGUGGAGAAGACGGAGGAGCAGUCUAGCGACUGUUUCUACGCGAAAAGUCUCGGGUUCUGACGCUGGCGAAAACAAACCGGCUCAAACCGUCGCAGCACAAAAUCGCAGGUCAGGGAGACAGCAUCAGAGAACAAAGUCAGUGCCAUCGGCAUUACUUCCGGAUGACAAGGCGGACAUGCUUAAGGGCCUGCUGAUAAUCUGCACAUGCCUUAUCCUUCUUAGGCUUGAUGCUAGCCGGAUGUACCAUUGGAUUCGUGGUCAAGCCGCCAUCAAGCUAUAUGUCAUUUACAAUCUUCUGGAGGUCUGCGAUCGGCUUUUCUCCGCAAUAGGACAGGAUGUCCUCGAAUGUUUGUUCUCCAAGGAAGCGCUCGAACGCAAGCCAGAUGGCCAUAGCAAAAUUCUACGGCCAUUCUGGUUGUUCGUCCUGGCACUCACCUACACAGUUAUUCACUCUACGGCUCUGUUCUAUCAGGUCAUCACGCUCAAUGUGGCUGUCAACUCAUACUCGAACGCCCUCAUCACAUUGCUGUUGUCAAAUCAGUUCGUGGAGAUCAAAUCCACUGUGUUCAAAAAGUUCGAGAAGGAGAACCUUUUUCAACUGACUUGUGCCGACGUCGUCGAACGCUUCCAACUUUGGCACAUGCUGGUCAUUAUUGCAUCUCGCAACAUCGUGGAAACCGGAGGAUUGAGUGCGGGAUUAAGUGCUCUUACCAGAGCGUCAAGUGCAACAGCGGCGCCUCCACUGACUACAAAUAGUAGCAUUCCCUUCACCAGUGCUCUUCCUCCGAGAUCGGUUAGCUCGAUCCUUCCAAAGUCAUUUACUCUGUUACCGGCGGCGGUCAAUACGAUAACAUCGUAUGCGCCAGCUGUCAGUCAGGUGCUCGGACCGUUUCUGGCAGUCCUUGGGUCUGAAAUGUUGGUUGAUUGGCUCAAACAUGCUUACAUCAACAAGUUUAACAACACCCGCCCUGCAAUAUACGAUCGAUUUCUGGACGUGUUAGCGAAGGACUAUUACACAAAUGCUUUCGGCGACCAAAAUUUAACCAAACGAUUGGGUCUGCCAGUUAUCCCUUUGAGCUGUCUCCUGAUCCGAGCCACUGUGCAAACAUACCAGAUGUUUAUGGCAGCCUGGGUCCCUUCAAGUUCGCCAAGCUCAUCAACAAGUCUGGCCAGCAUCCACGAGCAUUACUCUGCGGCCCGGUCAAACAUGCCAAUGACCACAAGCACCGCGAUUUCCAAAACCGUCGACGACAUCAUCAGAGCCAUUCCUGCAGCCAUCACCAGCUCCAGUGUCGUCACACACAUGACGACCAUACUUUUGUUCCUCCUGUUCUUCCUGAUCCUACUUGCCUGCAAGCUCGUGUUGGGAAUGCUUCUCCUCGCAUUUGCGAGAUCUCGCUACCGGUCGAUGAAGCUGCGCGAGAGAAACCCCAUUUACCAUGUUGACGGCGGUCGGCGCGUUGGGGGAUGGGGCGUCGUUGAAGUUGACGACGAUAAACGCAGAUGGAUCUACGAGGAUGACCCUGCCGGUCUCAAAGCAUUGCGUGAGAGGGAGGAAAAGGACAAGAAGAACAAGGAAAAGGGGACUGGGGUGGAGAGCUUCGACAAAGUCAGGCGAUACGAGAUGGUGGCAAAGAGGAUAUGGUAGCCUCCCGGUACUCAACAGUUAUGUAGAUAGCAGGUCAUCCUGGUAUUUGAAGCAGUCCGCUUGAAUUGGAUUGAUAUUCCC
Molecule: messenger RNA, 3155 nt
Organism: Cladophialophora immunda
Lineage: Eukaryota; Fungi; Ascomycota; Eurotiomycetes; Chaetothyriales; Herpotrichiellaceae
Exons: 1
Coding region: 156-3074 (972 amino acids)
Biological process (GO): maintenance of protein localization in endoplasmic reticulum
Cellular component (GO): endoplasmic reticulum membrane
Source: RefSeq, a predicted model, not a curated record